UUUCUUUGUGGCCUUUACCAUAUAAAACACACACAGCGUUGAAGCCUUGAAGUCUUGAACUAUUGUGGAGACUGGAGAGAGGGAGGGGGUGGCAAAUGGGGAAGCCCUUUGUAUCCCUUAGAUUGACACUUCUCUUCUCCUUCUCUCUCACAGCUUCCUACUCCAUCACACCCGCUUCUUUUCUCAAACCAUCUCCACCAUCUCCCAAAGCCACUCCUUCCGACCUUCUCUCUCUGCUGGGCCCCAAAUCCCAGUCUUCAUCCAUUGAUCCCCUCCUGGCCCACCAACUCACUUCCUGUUUCAAGUUCCUCGUACCCUUUACUCCCAACUCCCCGGAGAAGCUUUCCGGUAGAAAAAUCUUGAGGCUGAAGCAAAAGGGUCGACGAGAAGAGGAGGAUGGGCUUGUUUGGUGGCCCCCUCAGCCGGUUUUGGACCUGGCCCGCCUGGCCGUUGACUCCGGCGGAGACCCGGCUGCUAUUCAUCGGGCUUUGGAUCCGACUAUGAUCACUGUACCUGAUGUUGAAGGUUGUGUAGAGGACCAAUGUCAGCUUACCAGAACUCCAUAUGGGAGACAUUUUAUAAGUGAGGAGUUGAAUUUAUAUAUUAAAUUUUUAUUUGAACUUAUUCUUGCCCGCGGUCCCACUGUUGGGUUGAAUGUGUCAUUGAGUCGCUAUGAUUUGUUCCAUGGGCACCUAUUUCUUGCCUUAGAGACCGGAAGACUUGGUAUAUUGUUUCAUGCAAAAGAAUACCCUGCAUUUGAUAAAGAAGUAUUCCCGUACAACAUGGGUUACUGUCAAACAGGGUCUAAUGUGACAUAUGGUGACUCAAUGAACCUGCGAAAUAUCCUCUGGCUAGCUCCAUUGCCAAGCAAUUCAGCCAAAGGCUGGGAAGCACCAGGUGUCUUGGUGGUGCUGGAUGCCCGUCCGGAUGGAAUCAUAUAUAGGGAUCUCAUACCCGAAUAUGUAAAUUUUGUAAGGACUAUAUAUGAAGAUGAUCUUGGGGAGGUUGCAGUUGAUGUCAACUAUUUGGCUGUGGGAAAUCCAGAGUCGAGGUUUCAACUAUAUAUUUGCUGAUGCUCAGUCUGAAGUGCAGAUUAUGUAUUGGAGAUCAACUUUAAACGAGAUAUUUUCCGAACUUAAGUUGGAAUUGUGAAAGCGAAGUGAUUCCAGUUAUAUGAUUGCAGAAGGUGAGAGACCAUUCUUUUUGGUUCUACUGGUGGCAAAUUGCACGCCAGUCUUGGUGCGUGUGGCUAAUCAUGCUUUACUAAUCAUGCUGCAUGAUUAGUGAAUAAGAAAUGAGAUGGAUAUAUAAGGGUUGAAGUAUCAACAAACACAGUAUCACAUAGCUCAAUGUCUUCACUUUUGAUAAUUUGGGAAUGCUCGAGUUUAGUCGCCUCUUGGAGCUGGCCCUCCUUGCCGUUGACUCCGGCAAAGACCCUGCUGCUGUUCAAUGGGGUUUGGAUCCGACUACUGCAAGUCCCUAUCUCAUUCUAUCUUUGCUAGUUUGCUUUUAGUAAUUUCCUCAGGAAUUGUUUGUGUUAAUUUAGUUCGGAACUGUGUUGUCUUUCUAAGCCUAAGGUUUCAGUGUUUCACUGUCAAGCACCCUUCAGUAUUUUGAAGCUAAAGCAGUCGAAUUUUCAAUGAACUUAAAAAACAAUUAGGCUACACCUUUGACUAGCUUGAUUAUAUGGUAGUCAUUGCAUUUGUAGCAUUGUACCCUGAUUUUAAUGCC
Messenger RNA from Argentina anserina (silverweed cinquefoil), 1731 nucleotides. RefSeq lists its product as uncharacterized. NCBI's taxonomy places the organism in Eukaryota, Viridiplantae, Streptophyta, Magnoliopsida, Rosales, Rosaceae. The coding region runs from base 96 to 1073 and encodes 325 amino acids. The record is from RefSeq and is a predicted model, not a curated record. The transcript is spliced from 8 exons.